CCUCAAGAACGCGCAUCAUCAGCAUCACCCGACAGCAGCAGCAGGAGGAGGAGGAGGAGGCGAGCAUCCUUCAUGAUUCUGCAUUAAAUCCGCACUCUAUAUCAACAAACACCGGGCCUUUACGGAUCCAACCGUGAACACCACACAUUAAAUCAUGGAUAAUUCCGGUAAAGAGAAGGAAGCCAUGCAGCUGAUGGCAGAGGCGGAUAAAAAAGUCAAAUCAUCGGGUUCAUUUCUCGGAGGGAUGUUCGGGGGAAAUCAUAAGGUUGAAGAUGCGUGUGAAAUGUAUGCCAGAGCUGCCAACAUGUUCAAGAUGGCCAAAAACUGGAGUGCUGCUGGCAGUGCUUUCUGCCAAGCUGCAAGACUUCACAUGCAGAUGCAGAACAAACUGGACUCGGCCACCAGCUUUGUUGAUGCUGGAAAUGCUUAUAAGAAGGCAGAUCCUCAAGAGGCUAUCAACUGUUUAAACGCAGCCAUCGAUAUUUAUACAGACAUGGGAAGGUUCACGAUUGCUGCAAAGCAUCACAUGACUAUUGCAGAGAUAUAUGAAUCCGAGCUAGUGGAUAUUGAAAAGACCAUUGCACACUAUGAGCAGGCCGCAGAUUAUUACAAAGGUGAAGAGUCAAACAGCUCUGCUAAUAAGUGUCUGCUGAAGGUGGGCUCGUACAGCGCUCAGCUCGAGCAGUAUCCCAAAGCCAUCGAGAUCUUUGAGCAGGUUGCGACCAGCACAAUGGACAACCCUCUACUGAAAUACAACGCUAAAGAGUACUUCUGGAAAGCUGCUCUGUGCCACUUCAUCGUGGAUGAAUUAAACGCAAAGCUUGCGAUUGAAAAGUAUGAAGGGAUGUUUCCUGCGUUCUCUGAUUCAAGAGAAUGUAAGCUGUUGAAAAAACUAUUGGAGGCUCAUGAGGAGCAGAACUGCGAGGCGUUCACUGAAGCCGUGAAGGAGUUUGAUUCGAUCUCUCGUCUCGACCAGUGGCAGACCACCAUGUUGCUGCGUAUCAAGAAGACCAUCCAGGGUGACGCCGGUGACCUGAAGUGAUGCGUCCUGGACAAAUACUGUGGCAAAAUAUCUAUUUUAAUUUCUUACCGUAUCGUGUGUGUGUGUGUGUGACAAUCUGGUUGAACAUUUCUGUAGUGACACUAGCUCAAAUAUCAGCCAUUUCUUGGAAAGUUCAGGGGGAACUUGCAUUGCAACUGCAGAAAAUAGAGGUAUAUACAAUAUUAAUGUGGAUAAUUCUCUCGUGGAAGGCAUUUCUCUAUCCCUUUACUUCUCCAUGAGGAAAUCUUUACCGUACACCCUUGUUUGUACUUGUGUGUGGCAUGCGAGACCCGUAGAGCUGUUCUCUUUCUAAUGUUCACCUCAGUGUUGUCACUGGCAUUGUCAUGCAUGAUAAAUGUGUAAAGUGUGUUUAUGUGCUGUAGAAUAUCAGGAUUUUGUGAGUGCACUUUAUUUCAGACUUCAUCAUCUGUCUGUAAACACAUCGCCUUUGCUCACUUUAAACAUUUUUGUGCCACUGGCCUCAGAAAAGCUUCCUCGCGUUGUCUUUGUCGAUAUGGCGGUGUCAGUUCUGUCGGAGUAUUUGCUUUAGUGGUUGAAUUAAGCGUCGUUCAUGUUUCAUAAUCAGUAGAAUAGUGUCUCUUGCUCACUAAUGAGUGAUUUUUCACAGUGUGAUAUUACUGAAAGCCUUGAUUCUCUAAUGCAGAUCAUGUUGAAUAUGUACAUGUAAGUUCUGAUCGCUGUUUUCUAAUGUAUUAUUUGUAAUUUUAUGUUUAAUUGGUUGUCGUUUCACAUGGAUACGGGGCAUUGAUUUUGGGCAUUCAGAAUUAUUAUUUUAUGAAUUAUUAUUUUAGUUUAAGUGCUUCUUUUUGUGUUUUGAAGUUCUUUACACUGUUGUUGAUACUUUAAUGAAGAAUAAACAGCUUUACUCUUUGUGUCAGUAAUAAAAUGAUGUUGAUUGAAUGCUUUAUCUAAUAUGUUAUAUGACUGACAGGGAAUCAAAAAUGUAUGUUAAAAUGUACUAGGCAAGUCUUAUUGAGACGUUUUAUUAAAUGUUCUAACUAUUUAUUCACAGAGAAAUGAAUAAAUGAUCAUCCACAUCA
Ctenopharyngodon idella (grass carp) is the source of this 2103-nucleotide messenger RNA. It is a transcript of the gene napba, whose product is annotated as N-ethylmaleimide-sensitive factor attachment protein, beta a. Gene Ontology annotation, molecular function: syntaxin binding; soluble NSF attachment protein activity. Bases 155 to 1042 code for a protein of 295 amino acids. The transcript has 11 exons. The record is from RefSeq and is a predicted model, not a curated record. Gene Ontology annotation, cellular component: terminal bouton; vacuolar membrane; synaptobrevin 2-SNAP-25-syntaxin-1a complex. NCBI's taxonomy places the organism in Eukaryota, Metazoa, Chordata, Actinopteri, Cypriniformes, Xenocyprididae. Gene Ontology annotation, biological process: intracellular protein transport; SNARE complex disassembly; synaptic transmission, glutamatergic.